Scatophagus argus is the source of this 1580-nucleotide messenger RNA. It is a transcript of the gene syf2, whose product is annotated as SYF2 pre-mRNA-splicing factor. Lineage: Eukaryota; Metazoa; Chordata; Actinopteri; Scatophagidae. The record is from RefSeq and is a predicted model, not a curated record. Bases 109 to 831 code for a protein of 240 amino acids. The transcript has 7 exons. Gene Ontology annotation, cellular component: Prp19 complex; catalytic step 2 spliceosome; post-mRNA release spliceosomal complex.
GGUGUAUAUAAAAUUAUUUCAAAUGUGACCGUUUUUACAUUUAUUCGUAAUAUCCGGUAUGAACGUCAAACUUCCUGUGCUCUUCCGCAGUGUAGAGUUUUCACAACAAUGGCGUCCUGUAGUGAGGAGUCUGCUAACGUUUCAGCCACAGAGGAGGAAUCCGUUGAAACCCUACCGUGUCAGAAGAGAGAAGCGAGACUACGAAAAUUUCGAGAGUUACAUUUUAAACGGAACGAAGCACGAAAACUCAAUCACCAGGAGGUUGUGGAGGAGGACAAGAGACUGAAACUCCCCUCUAACUGGGAGGCGAAGAAAGCCAGACUGGAGUGGGAACUUGCCGAAGAUGAAAAGAAAAAAGAAUGUGCUGCCAGAGGGGAAGAAUAUGACAGAGUGAAACUGCUAGAAAUCACUGCUGAUGAUGCAGACCGGUGGGAGAGGAAGAAGAAGAAGAAGAACCCCGACACUGGAUUUGCAGGUUAUGCAGAGGCCCAGUUCCGACAGUACCAGAGGCUCACAAAGCAAAUCAGACCAGACUUGGAAGGCUAUGAGAGGCAGAGGGAGGAAUGUGGUGAGGACUUUCACCCCACAUCCAAUAGCCUGAUCCAUGGCACACAUGUUCCCACAAAGGAGGGCAUUGACCGUAUGGUGGACGAUGUUGAGAAACAGAUCGAGAAGCGGGCCAAGUACAGCCGACGCCGGGCCUACAACGACGACGCAGACAUCGACUACAUCAACGAGAGGAAUGCCAAGUUCAACAAGAAGGCAGAGCGUUUCUACGGCAAAUACACAGCAGAAAUCAAACAAAACUUGGAGAGAGGUACUGCUGUGUAGUGGGUCUAGUCACCUCAGUGGACAUGUGCACAUCCCGGAUUUCUUCUUAAUACUGACCGUAUACCAAAAAUACAGAAACAAACUUUUUUUUAAUAAAUUCUGUUAUAAGGCAGUUUUAACACACAGGUUAUUUUGGAUUGAAAAAUAAUUGGAGUAAGAUAGUAAGAUAAAGACAUGUGUUGUGUUCCUUUGUACAGUGUUAGAAGUUACAACAACACUUGUGAUUAUCUGAUCCUCUUUUCUUUUUUUUUUUUUUUUUAAUAAACCGCUUGCAAUUAUCCAGUUAUCUUGCACACUUCUUGGUUGGUUUUUAUUGGUUUAUUGCGUGUGGUCUCAUGAGGAAGACAUUUUGAGCGUGAGAAUGAAUUACCACUGGCUACAAUCAAACCUCAGGGCAUGUUUAGCAGAAGAUGCCAGCCAAAAGAAUGUUUUAGUGUAGUCACACAGGGGAGAGAAGAACCAACAAUUGAGCAAUUCAAUUUAUUCAUUAUCAUCUCAGUUUAACCAACUUGCCGCAAGCUGCGACUAAAGCAGGAAGGCCUUGUGACUGGAGAAGACAAGAAAACAGGUUUUCCUGCAAGUCUCCCCUUUCUGACCUGCCUAUGUGAAUAAAGAGGCCCACUCUACAGGGCACACAGUCAUUGUUUUGUUUUGAGUUGAAUCACACUUUUUAUAUCCUGUUUUAUUAAAUGUAGUCAAUCGGUGAACUUGGUGAACCACACAAAAUAAAUUUAUGGAGAGCCCUCAAA